GCAGGACGCCUGUCUGAGGCUCAGCCGCGCCUCAACCCCUCGCAUGAGAGUUUUACAACGAAAGACAACAACUCGGAAAGUGUUUUCCAGAGGAAUUGCAGAGCGACUGGAGGGGGAGAGAAUAUGAGAUAGCCUCUCUCUCUCUCUCUCUCUCUCUCUCUCUCUCUCUCAUCCUCCUUCCUCCUCUCGGCUCGGUCGGCGACCCUCGGUGCCGCUUCUUCCCCGGAUGAUGUAACUGCUGUGUGACCGGCUGAGCUCGGAUCAUCAUUGCCGACGUGUAUUUAUAUAUUUUUGGUGCGGUUGUCGCGCAUCGUCACAUUUCCGCCGCAUUGAGGACCAGCGGGACUUUGCGCGGAGUCCAUCCGGAGGAGGCCGGUGCAGCCAUGUGGCAGAGGAUUCAGAUUUGCUGCGCGCUGUUUGCGUUGCAUUCAGCGGCAGCGCCUGCACACAUCAACCGCCUGGCGCUGUUCCCUGACAAGAGCGCCUGGUGCGAAGCCAAGAACAUCACUCAGAUCGUCGGGCACACAGGAUGUCAGCCGCGCUCCAUCCAAAACAGAGCCUGUCUGGGCCAGUGCUUCAGCUACAGCGUCCCAAACACGUUCCCACAGUCCACCGAGUCCCUGGCGCACUGUGACUCCUGCACGCCUGCCCAGACACAGUGGGAAGUGGUGACUCUGGAGUGCCCCGGGAGCGAGGAUUCUCCACGCGUGGACAAGUUGGUGGAGCGGAUCCUGCACUGCAGCUGCCAGUCCUGCAGUAAGGAGAGCGUCCAGGAGGGGGCGGUGAUGCAGCUCUAUCCUGCAGACAACACCCUGGAUUCAGCUCCUUCUCUAUCCGACCCCCUGAUCGGAGACCCGGCCCACUCUCUGCCCCACGCAGACAGCCUGGCUGAAAAGCAGGCCCACCCUCUCGCGCACCACCAUUCCACGCUGCCCCACGCGUCAGACGGAGGCUAGAGCCACAGCUGUACUGACUCCCCUCCUCCUCCUCGCUGCUUCCUCUCUAGUAUCCUUACAGCACUUUGAAUCUUUCUUUGAAGGCAUAAACCCACAGAGCCGCGUUAUCAGAAUGAGCUCACAUAAACACUACGCACUUGUGUGUUUUCAGUAAUACACGCAGAGGCCAGAUGACUAUAGCCUGUUGAUAUACUGUAGGGCUUUUAUUCUGCUUUGAAUGUAAUAAAUGCUCUGUCUGGUAACUGUCCUCUCUUCAUAUAAAUUAAUCAGAGUUUGUCUCUGCAAGUUUGAUUUCUGGGUUUUACACAUUUGUACAUGUAAUGAAAAAGAAAAUAAAACAUUUGAAGAUUCUCUUUUA
Poeciliopsis prolifica (blackstripe livebearer) is the source of this 1314-nucleotide messenger RNA. It is a transcript of the gene nbl1, whose product is annotated as NBL1, DAN family BMP antagonist. The record is from RefSeq and is a predicted model, not a curated record. Gene Ontology annotation, biological process: animal organ morphogenesis. The transcript is spliced from 4 exons. Gene Ontology annotation, molecular function: receptor ligand activity; BMP binding. The coding region runs from base 384 to 956 and encodes 190 amino acids. Lineage: Eukaryota; Metazoa; Chordata; Actinopteri; Cyprinodontiformes; Poeciliidae.